Messenger RNA from Sclerotinia trifoliorum, 1030 nucleotides. The record is from the annotation of a GenBank genome assembly. NCBI's taxonomy places the organism in Eukaryota, Fungi, Ascomycota, Leotiomycetes, Helotiales, Sclerotiniaceae.
GUCGGAGUUGUAGCGCAGAACGACCCCUCCCCAUUGUGCCCCUCCAUGAUUUUGCAUACCUACUUACAUUGUAAAAUCUUAACAAUAGAUUCAAAAAGAAACUCACUGCGAUGCUUACCUUAACGCUUACUGCAGAACUUUCUGGGUCAGUAUCCACAGACUCUUCUAGUUUUACAUAGUCAGGGGCUAACACUUUUACUGCAUACAGCGUGAAUGAGCUUGUCCCCGAUGACAGCGCAGAGAAGAAUUUCUGGUAUACCUUUAAAGUACAAUGUGUAUCAUGCCGAGAAACUCACCCAAACUUCAUAAACAUCAACAGAUUUGUGAGUUUGGUCAAGCAUCCUAAUAUCUCCAUUUCUCCGAGACUAACGUGAAUUUCAGGAAGCAAAUGAAAUGAGCGGUAGCAGAGGAGAGGCGAACUUUGUAUGGAAAUGCAAGUUUUGCAAGGUUUGUGAUUCACAUCAUCAGUAUAUCACGAAUCAGAAGUACUGAUUUCGUAUAUAGAAAGAAUCAUCUGCAUCAGUCAUAUCGACGCCCGUUCCAUAUCAAGCAGCUUCUCCACCAACCCGUCAGAAGAUCCUAGAAUUUGAUUGUCGAGGUCUUGAACUGGUAGAAUUCAAGCCAGAGGUAAGCAUUGCUUCCUUGAAGUAACAAUUUUCGUAUCUGUAGCUCAUGUCAUUGUUUCUCUUAGGGAGAUUGGUUGGCUGUUGGAACAGAAAGUGGUACUAAGUUUACUGCCAUUGAUUUGAAUGAUGGGGAAUGGUAUGAUUAUGAUGAUAAAGCAGGAGAAGAAGUUAUUAUCAAGGAUUUGAAAUGGGAAAUUCGAAGAAACUGAGAUCAGAUGUGAUGAGAUCAAAGAACCAAGAAGCAAAUGUAAUGAAUGUUAUGAAUGGAUUGGUAAAGUCGCCUGCAGCUUGUCUAGCUCUGGAUUUGGUGCUGAAGCGAUGAGAAUAUUUUAUACCUACUUAUAAGAACAAUUUGGAUCAAUAUUUGAUGUCAAACCCAACUUAAAAUGUGAUGCAACGAUUCU